Molecule: messenger RNA, 2207 nt
Organism: Hydractinia symbiolongicarpus
Lineage: Eukaryota; Metazoa; Cnidaria; Hydrozoa; Anthoathecata; Hydractiniidae
Exons: 7
Coding region: 164-1858 (564 amino acids)
Source: RefSeq, a predicted model, not a curated record
CUAUACAAUAUUCAUUGGUGUUAAAUGGACGUAUCCUCAGCGCUAAUUAUGAAAAAUGACGCUUGAUAUUACACGAGAAAGUUAGACAGUGUGGUAUAGAGGGGAAAAAGUCGAAGUCAAUAUUGUCAGUUGUGGAGAUUGGUUAGAUAACUGCUGAGUAAGCAUGAUGUGGUUAAAUCAUCUUUUAUUAAUUUCAUGGUUGAGCGGUUGUUCAUUUUUCCAAGUAAAACGUCAACAAGACUCCGAUGUUGUAUCCGACAGUGUCAUUGGUGGAGUGUGUGGACAAGCAUCAUCAUGCAUAUGUCCAAACCAGGACAGUCUUGGAACUACUUUUUUCUCUCCGGCAGGUGCCGACAUGUGUGUUAAUGAAAUAUCAGAUUGCAACUUGCUGGUUGAAGAUGAAGACAACAAACUUCACAAAUUAUUUGCAGUAAAGGUCGGAUCUUCUUCGCAGAUGUUACACUCCAUCACAGUUGUCACUGGAAAUGCUAGUGUUUCUGUGUGUUCAAACGACAAUCCUGUCGCGUCACCAAUCUUUGUUCGUGAUAAUCUAAACACACUGGUUUGGAACGCCAAUUGGUCACCAGAGUUCAAAAAUCGCGUGGUGUCUGAGAAGUUUGGAAACAAAGUGAAGCUAAAUAUGAGCACCCACUGGAGUGGUUUACUCGUAAAAAUUUAUAUUUCCUGCGGGACAGAAGAACAGUGCGUGGCUGUCAAGUUUUUGGGUACACAAGAAUAUCCGUUACAAGAACAAGCUGUGUCCACCAUUCUUGGUUCACGCUUACCUGAAAAGACAUCUGUGAUCAACAGUUUAUCAUUGAGUGUAGCAUCACUACCUAAAAGUCGAAUUUCCUCCACUGCAACAUACACUAGUAUGUCUUCUGAGACGAUAACGCCGUCAACCCAGGAUUUGUCAACUUCAUCUCUGAAAACACAGUCGGCAAAGUUAACGACACUUACAGCGUCAAUGACGACAGAAAGCCCCGCCAAACAUAAAUCAUCAUUUGAAACAAUGUCUGAAACGCCUGCAGCAACGUCGGUAAAAACGCCUGAAGCAACGCCGCCAGCAACGUCAGCACCAACGUUGCCGUCAUUCUCAAUAAAAUCGUCAUCCCUCGAACCCGUGUUAGCCACACCUUCAUUAAUUCUUACAACUGCCAAGUUCACACACAACUUUGAAAGUAUAAACCCAACCACUUCAACAACACAUACGAAUCAGGUUUCAAGUUCGACCACGGUGGUUAUACCAAAGCAAGACAAAUUGUUGGAUGAUGACGAUGAUAAUAAGUUUUUAGAGAUAUUCAUCAGUUUGAGCGUAGCUUUGAUUUUAAUCAUCAUAAUUCUCUUCAUUGUAUGGUUCUGUAAGAGGAGAAGACGUAAAAUCAAGAUGGAGGAGGAACGACGAAGGAACAGAUUAAGAGUGGAGUAUGCAUCUAUAAAAUAUUUAAACAACAGCGCAAACGGCUCGAUCUCCUCCGCUGCUGCUGUUUUAAAUAGCGCGAAAGCCCUCUCUACGAAAGGACUAAUCGAGGAAGAUGUGAUGAAGAGCAAUCCAACGUUCGAGUUGAGCGAUAGAAGUUCAGAAGUCUCUCCUACGCAUUCCGACGGCACGCUGCGAGAAUUAUCACCUUUGCCGGACGAUAAGCCCAUGUACGAUGUGAUUGAAACUUCAAUAUACGACAACCCAGGGUAUACUAGUGAAGACGAUCCAAAGCUUGAAAAGAGUGAGUACCCAUCAAAUGAAAUGGUAGAUGAUGAUACCAUGUUUCAUUUUAACCAUGAAGAUACCGGUCACGUAGAAAAAGUACGGAGGCACUCCUUAGAACCAAUACAAGAACAUUCGUAUAAUAUCAUAUAAUUGAGCUAAAUUCCAUGCUUCAUAACCACCGAAAUUUAUUCUUCUUCAUAUUUUCAAGCAGCACAGAAGAAUAGUCACAAACGAACUUAUCUUUAAAAUGACGCAGUGUCGUGCUAAGAAUGGAACGCAUACUACAAAGUUUUUAAUAAAUUACUUUUUUAUAUUUUAAGCGAAUAAAAAGUAGGAUGCUAUAAAAAAUGAUAAAGGAGUUCCGUUGAUAAAUUGUAUAUAAAAGAAUCUAGUUGUUAUAUGGAUGGGUCAUAGAUGACGUCAUCAAAACACGGCCCGGUAACAGGAUUUUUCGCGGCCUAUUAAACUAGUAUCAUAGAAAAUAGACAAAGUAAUCAGA